Molecule: messenger RNA, 2521 nt
Organism: Liolophura sinensis
Lineage: Eukaryota; Metazoa; Mollusca; Polyplacophora; Chitonida; Chitonidae
Exons: 3
Coding region: 428-1423 (331 amino acids)
Source: RefSeq, a predicted model, not a curated record
GAUGAUGAGAAUUAGUCGUCAGAAGCUGCGCGAGUGAACACGCAAAACUUCUGUGCUGCUCUGUACUUGAGUUCAUAUAAAACUCAACGCCAGUUUAGCACCGUUUUUGGAAGUUGUCUACCCUUGGAGAAUGUGUUUCCAGUGAAGCUACUGUUCACAUCUUCGGGGUACGGAUCGAGUUAGACUUGCAGUACCUGAAUUGAGAAAUAUUUUGACAAGAUUGCUACAAAACUUUUGUGUUGCAUUUGAUGACAAAAUUCUUCAUUUUUCCCAUGACUAAAAGGAUCAGCAAAACAUUCAAAUACUGAAGGUAGAAACUGGAUUCCUUCUCUUGACAACAUCUGAAAUCUUAAUCAACUCUCAACCGUAUCCAAGUGCUUCCUUUCCAUAGAUCCUCAUCUUUGAAGAUACGUAAUCAGUGGCUAGCAUGGAGUCGAACAAACACGUGGCUUGGAUCCUGUUUCUCUGCUUCCUGGUGUUCCUUCAGUACCCUGGGAUCUCUGGCCACGGUCGUCUCAGAGCCCCACCCUCACGGUCCACCAUGUGGAGGUAUGGCUUCGCCUCUACCCCCAACUACAAUGACCAUGAACUGAACUGCGGCGGGUUCUCCAACCAUUGGGGACGAAACAAAGGAAAAUGCGGAGUGUGCGGGGAUAACUAUCGAGACAGUCAGCCAAGAGCCAAUGAGGGUGGUGGAAUGUAUGGCAGAGGGAUGAUUGUGAGAGAGUACUCACAAGGCGAGAUAAUCGAAACGGAAGUAGAAAUCACCGCCAAUCACAUGGGUUUCUUCGAGUUCAGUCUCUGUCCUCAUAAUAGUCCCCUUGUACCAGCAACAGAGGAUUGUUUUCAACCUUUAGAACUGGCGGAUGGAUCAGGAACACGCUGGCCGCUACACAAUGAUGUUUCUCCAAAGAGAUACAAGAUCGCCGUCAAACUUCCGGCGGAUGUGACGUGUACGCAAUGCGUUUUCCGGUGGUACUGGAAAUCAGGUAACAACUGGGGAAUAGAAGACGGACACAGUGGUUUGGGCUACGGGCCUCAGGAAACAUUCAUUGCUUGUUCGGACAUCGCGAUCCAUGCCGGAGAAACCCGAGUCGUGUCUUCGGCGGCCAGCGCACGACGUCCGGGCAGAAGACCAUUGGUGGGUAGACCCAGACCGGUUACAACAACAACGACAACGACAACUACACCAGUAACACCGCCGAGAAGAAGGGAGUGGCAUCGUCACAGAGACGAAGAGGAUUCAGAAGAUUCAGAUAGAUCUAUUCCAGAGAUCGCGUUUGAUGCUGGGUCGAGAAGCUCGGAUGAUUCUCAAUGCCGUUCUGUUGGAAUAUGGCGGUCUGUCGGCGGGUUGGAUGCGUGGUGCGUUACGAACUGUGCACGAGGCUACUGUCCUGCGACACACUGCUGUUGUAAUUGCUGAAAACAUUUCAAAAAGACAUAUGUUUUCGUAAUAGAUAUGUUGUGUCCUUUUUUUAUAACGGUGCAAUCACUCAUAGGCCCAAAAUGAGGGUGUGUUAGGAUAUGAAGCGCAAUCAGGUCGAUUAUAAUUGUCAUCACGUCCUGUACAUCUUUUUCUGUAACAUGUUACAGUCUCCAUCGGUUUGAGAAAACAUGCCAGCUAAGAAGAGAAACGAAUCUAGCAAUUUGUUUAAAUCAUUGUUGAUGUCAUUGUUUACCUAUUGCUAUUCAUACAAGACUUGACUGAGCCACGAAAUUUCAUUUCACAAGUUACCUCCCUUUGUAUGAUAUUUUCAAACCUACUGAGCUUGUAAAUCCGAGAGUAAGCAUACCUGUAUAAGGACCUCCGAGGGCGUACGGCAUACCCUAUGUCAUUUAGCUGAACCCUCAUCGUUUCCAUGUCUGAGGAGGCAAUGUCAUCAUCUUGCAGUUUUCUUAAUUCAAUAAUGACUCUUCGUCGUCAUAUGGCUGAAAAAUUUUUAAGUACGACGUUUUAGCUCGAGCAGUCAUUCAUUUAAGAUUUCAAUAUGAAAUAAACUACCAAGUGUUUUUGUAUUCAAGGAUCCAAUUCACGCUGGCAUUUUGAUAUCCACAUACACUGCAAUAAUGUCACAAUUGUUAUAUCGUACUAUAGCGUUGUCGUAUGCCAUAAUGUGUUGUUUAUACGGUUGUACAUAUUUAAGCAACUUCGUAUAAUCUGCACCAAAGUUGUUGUCUCUGUCAUUAAUUUUAUGUGGUUUUUUUUUUCAGUUUUUGUGUUGGAUAUUUUAUAUUGACACUUCAAGUCUGAAAAAAUCAUCAUUCUUAUAUUAUUAUUUUUACAUGCCCAGUAUGUUUUAUGUUUCCUGUCAUGGUCCCACGAGGAGAAUAAAGCUAUUCACACCCGCAUAAUAAUAGUCAUACGUAGCAUGUCUCAUACUGCAUCCUCUGCACAAUCAGUUUAUCUACAGUUAUACAGUUAUAUUUAUACAGUUAUAUGUACAUGUACAUAAGAUCUGGAUUUCUAACCAUGUCACGUGAAAUAAAAAAAAAUAUAUAUAUAUGGUUGUAUAUAAAAUUA